Molecule: messenger RNA, 513 nt
Organism: Stylophora pistillata
Lineage: Eukaryota; Metazoa; Cnidaria; Anthozoa; Scleractinia; Pocilloporidae
Product: diacylglycerol kinase theta
Biological process (GO): phospholipase C-activating G protein-coupled receptor signaling pathway
Cellular component (GO): membrane
Molecular function (GO): ATP-dependent diacylglycerol kinase activity
Source: RefSeq, a predicted model, not a curated record
AUGUCCAUUUUACUACUGCAACAUGUGGCAGGAACAUUCAAGACAAUCCCAGUGACUGCACAGACAACUGUUUCAGAUGUGAUAAGUGCUGCUUUAGAAAAAUUUGGAUUGAAGGGUGCCAAUGAACAUGACUUUUUCCUGACUGAAGUACACCUAACUCAAGGAGUCCAUGAACGAAGAAUGGAACACAUUGACUGUCCAUGGAAAUCCUUGAUGGAUACUAGAAAAAAGUCUGUAAGGAAAAUGAAACUCACACGAUUCUACUUGAGGCAAAACUUAGAACCCUUGGGAAGUGUAUGCAAUUCUGUUGGCAGUCUCCCAGUAGGCCUGGAACCAAGUAAAUGCAAAACCUUGAUUGGCGACAUUCUAGGAGAAACUAUGGAAUAUUGUGAGAUGAAAAGUGUGUUUCCAAGUUAUGGUGAGCUACUAGAUUCUAAAGUUCAGUGCAUGAAUCUAUUUACACAAGACUUAGUGUUAUUAAAGUUUAUAACCCCUCCAUUAAUUCUGGCGUGA